Podospora anserina S mat+ is the source of this 987-nucleotide messenger RNA. RefSeq lists its product as uncharacterized. The coding region runs from base 1 to 987 and encodes 328 amino acids. Gene Ontology annotation, cellular component: endoplasmic reticulum membrane. Lineage: Eukaryota; Fungi; Ascomycota; Sordariomycetes; Sordariales; Podosporaceae. Gene Ontology annotation, biological process: very long-chain fatty acid biosynthetic process; sphingolipid biosynthetic process; fatty acid elongation, polyunsaturated fatty acid. The transcript has 3 exons. The record is from RefSeq and is a predicted model, not a curated record. Gene Ontology annotation, molecular function: fatty acid elongase activity.
AUGGCUUCGAUUCUCGACCAGCUGCCGGUCCCAACGUUGGACCGGCCAUUCGGCAUCCACCUCUGGCCCAUCUUCAACAAGGCCUUCGAGAAAGUUGUUGGCUACCCUGCCGAUGACUUCCGCUUCCAGCCCGGUCAGACUCCCAUGUCUACCCUGAAGGAAACGAGCAUCUUCAUCGUCAUCUACUAUGCCAUCAUCUUUGGUGGCCGAGAGUACAUGCGCAGCCGCGAGCCCUUCAAGCUCAGGACGCUCUUCCUGAUCCACAACUUUUACCUGACCGCCAUUUCCGGCAUCCUCCUCGCUCUCUUCAUCGAGCAGAUGCUUCCCACUGUUGUUCGCAAGGGUCUCUUCUUUGCCAUCUGCGAUGCUGAUGGCGGCUGGACUCAGCCCAUGGUUGUCCUCUACUACUACCUCGAGCUGUUGGAUACCUGUUUCCUGUUCCUCAAGAAGAAGCCUCUCACCUUCCUUCACUGCUACCACCACGGCGCUACCGCUCUCCUCUGCUACACCCAGCUCAUCGGUUCCACUGCCGUCUCAUGGGUUGUCAUCUGCCUCAACCUCCUCGUCCACGUCGUCAUGUACUGGUACUACUUCCAGAGCGCGCGUGGCGUCAAGAUCUGGUGGAAGGAGUGGAUCACCCGUCUCCAGAUUAUCCAGUUCGUCAUUGAUCUUGGCUUCGUCUACUUCGCGUCGUACACUUACUUCACUUCGGCUUACUGGCCCUGGAUGCCCUCCGCCGGCAAGUGCGCGGGUGAGGAGUUUGCUGCCUUCUCCGGUAUCGGUAUUCUCAGCUCUUACCUCUUCCUCUUCAUCUCCUUCUACUUCGCCACCUACAAGAAGGAUGGGAAGCGCCCCACUGGCCGCAAGGCUGUCCGCAGAAUGUCCCAGGCUCCUCUUCCCGACCCGAGCACCAUCAUUCACGGCAAGGACGUCAAGGCCACUGGUGUCAAGACCAAUGGCACUUCUACUCGCUCCCGCAAGGCCUAA